UAGCAUUUUGAGCAUUUCUAAGGAAUCCAGAAAUUAGGUUAAGCGUAAUCAGUCUUAAGAUAGCAUUCCCCUGACCAGUCGUAUCUACCCUAUGUGGUCGUUAUCGCGUUCUACGACAGUUAGUCUAGAACAGUUUUUGGCAAGUAAAAGGAGGAUACGGUAAUGGAAUUUCUCGUUUUCUGUGCGGCCAUCUUCUUUGUUGAUGCCGCAGUCGGUUGCAAUUUGUUGCCACGAUUACCGUCUUCUAAGAAAGUUUCAAAAUUUGAUUACCUGCCGCGUCGGAGCUUGAAGAGGUCGUCAUUUUCACAAACUCGUCGCGGGCCUUUAAUUUGGGAAGACGAGUUCGACCAUUUGGACUACAACAAAUGGACGCCCAUGAUCAGCGGCUGGCGUGGAAGCAACUCGUUCCAAAUCUAUGUCAACCGCAGUGAAAAUCUUUACGUUCGAGACGGUCAUUUGUUCAUAAAACCGACGCUGACAGCCGAUCGAUUCAGCCCCGAAUUUCUUUACAACGGGACUCUGGAUUUAACUCUCGAAGGAUGCAACGUCAAUUGGGGAGGUGGAUGCUUUUUAGAGGCCGGUGAUGACAUAAUUCAACCGAUUCAAUCCGCUCGGAUUCACACGAAAAAGUCGUUCAGUUUUACCUAUGGUAUUGUGGAAGUUCGCGCUAAAAUGCCCAAAGGCGACUGGAUAUGGCCAGCUGUUUGGAUGUCGCCUACCGACUCGGUCUACGGAAGUAAUCCGCGAUCGGGCGAGAUCGAUCUAACGGAAGUCAGAACUAACACCAAUCUCUCUUGCAACGGUAAGCCUUAUGGAAGGCAACUCAGUGGUACCACCUUACACUGGGGACCAGACGCUCAGCAUAACGGCCACCGAAUGACGUACUGGCCAAAAGUUUUAAGCCAUCCAGAUUUCUCUUCAGAUUUCCAUCUAUUUGGAUUGGAAUGGUCGCCAACUGGCUUUGAAUUUUCUGUCGACAACGUACUAAUUGGUUCCAUGUCUCCACCACCUGGCGGUUUCUGGGAAAUGGGUGGUUUUGAAGGUGAAAAUAUUUGGAAUUUAACGGGUAACGGUACUCGAAUCGCCCCUUUCGAUCAUCCGUUUCAUUUCAUCCUGGAUGUUGCGGUCGGUGGCAACAUGUUUCCAGACUGGUGUGUCAACCAGCCUUUCGGUCAACCACUUGAAAAACCCUGGAAGAUGUCAGAUCCUGUUCAGAUGCGACCGUUUUGGGAGAAAAGGGAGCACUGGUUACCCACCUGGAACAUCGAGACGGAAGACAACGCCAUGCGUAUCGAUUACAUUCGCGUUUACGCUCUUAAUCAAGAUAAAAACACCUAAGAAGUAAGUGAAUUACAGUGAAAUAAAUCACCGUUUUAUUGGCUAAUAGCAUAAAAUGUUAUAUGGGAAAGCACGGUGCAAAUUGGCUUCAAUGUAACAGUUACAUCUUUUUCCAUACUUGAAGAUUUUGAAGGAGUAGAUACACUGAGUUGUGAUAAUCUUGAGA
Molecule: messenger RNA, 1504 nt
Organism: Daphnia pulex (common water flea)
Lineage: Eukaryota; Metazoa; Arthropoda; Branchiopoda; Diplostraca; Daphniidae
Product: beta-1,3-glucan-binding protein-like
Exons: 7
Coding region: 163-1338 (391 amino acids)
Biological process (GO): carbohydrate metabolic process
Molecular function (GO): hydrolase activity, hydrolyzing O-glycosyl compounds
Source: RefSeq, a predicted model, not a curated record